Hevea brasiliensis (rubber tree) is the source of this 1839-nucleotide messenger RNA. RefSeq lists its product as uncharacterized. Gene Ontology annotation, molecular function: 5'-deoxynucleotidase activity. The transcript has 7 exons. Bases 1120 to 1353 code for a protein of 77 amino acids. Gene Ontology annotation, cellular component: cytoplasm. NCBI's taxonomy places the organism in Eukaryota, Viridiplantae, Streptophyta, Magnoliopsida, Malpighiales, Euphorbiaceae. The record is from RefSeq and is a predicted model, not a curated record.
AUGCUAUGAGCUCAUACAUUAUAUAAGUUUUUGCUGAGCAUUAAUUUUUUACUGCUUAAUUGCAUUGACUUCCUACCUGUGCAAGAUCACCAUUGCUUAACCUUUGGCAGUGUAUUGAAACUUGAAUUGUAACAUCUGCAACUAAUAAAUUAUUUUCUAUCUCUUGAUGUUUGUUGAUGGUCAGUUCAAGAGGAAACCAAAGCAAAACUUUAUUGUUGCAAGGCAACCAAAAAAAAAAAAAAAUGUCAACGCAGGCAACUUCGUGACCGAAGAACCUGGGCAACACUACUGGGACUACAAAAUGGAGAGGAUGGAUCAACCAUGGGAUAAAAGGUCCAGAAUCAAUUACUGAUCAUAUCUAUCGCAUGGCUUUGGUGUUUCUCGUUGCUGAUGAUCUUACUGGUGUGAACCGAGAAAGGUGUAUAAAGAUUGCGGUUGUGCAUGAUAUUGCAGAAGCUAUUAUUUUGAUUUUUCUUGUAGUUUCCCAAUAUGGUUGAUGUGAUAUUUUCAGUAACUUAAUGAAAGGAAAUGUAUACAGAUUUCAAAAUGUAUGGGGGUAAGGGUGGGGGAGGGGGGAUUAUAUAAUUGUAACCAUGUAGCGAAAUUUUGUUUUAAGUCCACAUUAACCUGAUAAAAUUGGCUCUUUGUAGCAUGCUGCUCAAAUUCUACUUGAACCACUUCAACUGUGGGGCCAAGAAUACACCUUUUACAAAAGUUUUAAAGAACAUGUCUAAAAUUUAGGAGGCUUAGCAACAGUUAUGAAUCUUUAGGUUUCAUGAGCAAGUUAUGAUGGUUCUUUUGCUUCUUGUUUUAUGCCAAUCAAGCCUAGAAAAGUACCAAUUAGAGAGAAACAUACAAGCAAAUGCACCAAGCACCAUGCAUCAUAACCAUUGUGGAUCGGUUAUUCUAUGUUAACUCUCUCUUCUUCUUCUUCUUCUUCUUCUUUGUGCAUAUCAAUUUUAUUUUUUUUAUCCCACAAUGAAUGCACGUACAUUUUGUUGUGGUUUUGAAAAUUGAGUUGGGACGUGAAAUUUAAUAGCUAUUGUUGGAGAUAUAACACCAUCUGAUGGUGUGCCUAAAAAAAAAAAGAGCGGACGGGAGCAAGCAGCUUUAAAUGAAAUGUGUGAAGUUCUUGGUGGAGGAAUGAGGGCUGAGGAGAUCAAAGAAUUAUGGGCAGAGUAUGAAAACAAUACUUCCUUGGAGGCCAACCUUGUGAAAGAUUUUGACAAAGUUGUGAUGAUUUUGCAAGCUUUGGAAUAUGAAAUGGGCAAGUUUUCAGAACAUGGGAAGGUGUUAGAUGAGUUUUUCCUUUCAACAGCAGAUCAUUUCUUCUGUAGGAAAAUUUCAAACUGAAAUAGGCAAGAGCUGGGCAGCUGAGAUUAUUUCAAGAAGAAACUCUAGGUUGGCCAGUAAGCUACACUGAUCUUCUUGUUCGCCAACGAUUUUCAUCUUUUUGUGCAGUUAAGUUGCUAUGCUACUUGAAGACUUUCUCUUCUGCAUAAGCCCUCCACAUUCAUAUGCCUCCUAACGUUGGUCCUUGAUUGUAAGGAUAACCAAUUAGAUUAUAUGUGGAAGCAUCAAGAGUUGGCAAUUUAACAGCCAAAGGUGCAAAUUCUGGAUAUACACUGUAACCGCUAACCAGUACUCCAUUCAGGAAGAGGGAAGAACAGAGAAGAGAGAACAAGAAAAUAAGAGAAAAGGAAGAAAAAGUUGAGCAAUCCCUAGGAUUGUAAAUACUUCGAUAUUUAUCGUUAAGACAAAAAAUAAAGGGUUAAAGAUUUAUAUUCUAACAUCUCCCUCAUACUGUAUAAGGCUUUGAAAAAAAAGAAAAAUUUCUUA